Staurois parvus is the source of this 1595-nucleotide messenger RNA. The record is from the annotation of a GenBank genome assembly. Lineage: Eukaryota; Metazoa; Chordata; Amphibia; Anura; Ranidae.
GGCAGGCUCCGGUCAGGGAUGGCGGUGUGCGCCCGGCUGUGCGGGGUGGGUCAGGCCGGGGGAUGCCGGCGGAGGGCCCCGGUGGAGGAGGAGGAAGAGGAGGAGGUCCGGGUGGAGGAGGCCCCCCGCUCCUUGCUGCAGCUGCCGCCGGAGAUCCUAGUGGAGAUCUUCUCCUGCCUGCCCGGGACACAGCUGCCCCUCCUGGCACUGGGUGUGCCGCAAAUUCCGCCAGAUCCUCUCCACCGACACCAUUUGGAGGAGGCGCUGCAGGACAGAAUAUGGGGUGCAGGAAAACCUGCGCAAGAUGGAGGUGACGGGAGUCUCCUGCCGAGAAGUCUACGUGAAACAUCUAACUCAGCACGGCUGUAAUGUUGCGAUGAGGAAAUGUUCGGUGAUGUUACCAUUGUUCAUUUGUAUUUUUUUAAUUCAGUGCUCCACCAAUAUCGGGACAUUUUAGGCUUGUGGCAGCCCGACCUCGGCCCGUAUGGAGGACUUCUCAAUGUGGUGGUGGAUGGAUUCUUCAUCAUCGGCUGGAUGUACCUACCUCCUCACGAUCCACACGUGGACGAACCCAUGAGGCUGAAACCCGUAUUCCGGAUCCACCUAAUGGAGAAGAAAACUGCCACUGUGGAGUGCAUGUACGGCCCCAAGGGGCCCCACAAUGGGCAGAUACAAAUGGUGAAGAAGGAUGAGUUCUGUACAAAUGCCUUCAGACAGAUUACCACCGGAUGUCCGGAGGGCGGCAGGAGGAAUUUCGCACGUGGCUGCGAGAUGACUUGGGGAGGACACUGGACGAUAUUUUCCAUGAACACAUGCAGGAGCUGAUCCUGAUGAAAUUCAUCUAUAUCUGCCAAUAUGACAAUUGCCUUACUUAUCGCCGGAUAUAUCACCCACCUAGCCGGCCGGAUGAUCUGGUAAAGCCUGGCUUUUUCAAGGGCACAUAUGGAAGCCACGGCCUAGAGAUAGUCAUGCUGAGUUUCCAUGGGAUGACCGCCAAGGCCACGAAAAUAACAGGAGAUCCCAAUGUCCCAGCCGGACAGCCGACACUAGAAGUAGACCUGACCCGACCGGUGCGCCUUCCCAGCAUAGAGCAGUUACGUAAUUUCUCUGAACUGUCGCGACUCAUCUUGGACAUCCGGAACCUGAUCAGUAGGGAGCAGCGGCUGGCAGGAGGUGUGGAGGAUGCUGGAAGCAGCAGCAGGGUGGAAUCUGCACAGGCACCAUCACCUGUUGCCAGUGCGGAAGAGAGCGCCGCCAAUGGACUCGACGCCAGCGAAAACGGGGAGCAGCAACCUCAGGAUCUGCAAGCAUUUGCCCUCCCGGAGGAGGUGAUGGCACGGAAUGAAGAUUACCCCCGCAGCUGUAGAGUUUGCUAUUACGGAACUGGGCUCAUAGCCGGCCAUGGAUUCAGCAGCCCGGAGAGGACACCCGGCCUCUUCAUCCUCUUUGACGACAACCGCUUCGGAUUCAUAUGGCUGGAGCUAAAAUCCUUCAGCCUGUACAGCCGCAUGACGGACAGGUUUCAGAACUCUCAGCCACCAUCGCCAGAGGCCUUUGAUGAAAUGCUGCGAGCUAUGCAACUAUGGACAACCUAG